Messenger RNA from Schistosoma curassoni, 3129 nucleotides. The record is from the annotation of a GenBank genome assembly. Lineage: Eukaryota; Metazoa; Platyhelminthes; Trematoda; Strigeidida; Schistosomatidae.
AUGGCUACGUUGCCGUGAAUUUUCAAACUUAUUUUCUUUCAGCACAUUCGAAAAUUUAUAUUUUAAAUGAUCAUUCAGGGUCUGUCUGAGUGUUUACGCUCAAUGUUCUCGCUUUAAAUUGUUCAAAACUACCGAUCUAUUUUCAUUCUGAAGAAAUAAACUAACAUCUUGAUUUAACGCGUCUGUCAGCAACUGUGAAUUAAAUUAAUAUGUCAAACUCAGAUACUCAAGAAAAACUAUCGGAUAUUUUAGCUCGCGAACCGAAUCCAGAAACUCAAAAGCUUGAAAAGGAUCGUGCCAUAGCUUUUCAAUCACUAGCCACGUUUUAUAUCAAGUACAUUCAAAUUUUUCGAAGCUUGGAACGAUGUUAUGAUCAGAUUGUCCACCCACAAAAAAGACGUCUUCUUAGAACCCUCCUGGAUUCAGUAAUUGGGAGGUUUCUGGAGAUAAAAAAGGAAAUGGUGAAACUGGAACUUUCUGAAUAUCAUUAUUUUGAUGAUACACUAGUGGAUUUAAAAUUAACGCCGAGUGACGUUGAAAUACCAAUACCAAAGUACUUUGUAAAUGAAAAUUUUAGAGCGCUAAGAGAUAGAGAGCAAUUUUUGGAUCAUCUAAUAUCAAGCACAAAAACGGAUGAAACAAAGGAUGAGGGGAUGUUGAUGUCAGUUGAUCAGGCUAUACUCCUCAUUCAAAGGCAUGAACGCGCACGUCAAGGCAGGAUAAGAGCCAGAUUUAUGAAAGAAAUUCGUCGGCUGGAAGAAUCGGAAAAGAGUAAAGGUGGCGAGAGGAAGACUUAUACAACUGAUGAGGCUGCAAUUAUUAUUCAAAAGUUGUGGAGAGGUUUUAUGUGUCGUAAGAAAGUUGGGAUUAUGCGCAAAGAAGAACUUAUGUGGCUUGGUAUGGUACCAACAAAUCUACAUCACAUUGUACAAAAAUCUAAUGUGGUUAAGUUAGCUAAUCGUGUGGAUGCAGUGCGUAGAGUAACACAAAAUAUCUAUGAACAAGAAUAUCAACAAGCAUUGGUUCAGGUAAAAGAGAAAAUUCGAGAUACUGAAGGUCCAGAUAUGCGUGAAGCAAUGCAGGAUCAAAUACGGCAGUGGUUUAUUGAGUGCAGAGAUGCAACUGGAAAAUUUCCUGACUAUCCAGAUGAAGAUGAAGGAGGUUCUGCAUUAAUUUUUAAGGAAAAAACACCGGAAGAAUUAGAAAGAGAAUUAAGAGAAAAGGAUGAGGCAAGUCAAAAAUCUAAAGGAAAAAACAGUGGAAAAAGUAAAAAGAAACCGUCACCUAAAAAGAAUGAUAAACAAAAAAAGAAAAAAGGCGAAGAGGAACCAGAAGGAUUCAAAUUCUCACCAUCCGCAUUUCUUGGUGAAAUACAUGAAGGAUGUCAUAAUUAUCAAGCAUUAUGGAAAAAUCGUGAUGAAUCUGACAAUUUUCAACAACAUUAUGAUGAGGAAAUUAUCAAAGAGGAUAAACGUUUAGAAGUUGAAACAGAAAUACGAGUUCAGGUUGAUGAAUUACUUCGUGAAGAGUUAAGAAAUUUAAAAAUUGCGAUUGAUAAAGAACGUGUUCAACGAAAGAAGAAAAGUCGUGCGAAGAAAGGCAAAAAAGGUAAAAAAGGCAGAAGAAAAAAGGAGAAAGAUCUUACACCUGACAGAACAUUGAUCUCACUUUUUGAAGAAUUAGUAUUGGCUGGAAUAAUUAAAAAAGUUGAAAAAUACUCAAUGAAUGAAUACUCUGGGGAAUAUUCUUAUUUAGGUACAACGUUAAGACAAGCCAAUGUUGAACCACAACCAACGUUAAGUGAUGUACGUAGAUUAGUGACAGAAUAUGCUAUUCUACCAUUAGGCUCACAAAGUGUUCAUGAAAAAGCUCCGUUGAUAAAGUCUCUUCUGUUGGCUGGACCACAUGGAACUGGUAAACGUAUGUUGGUCAAUAUUAUAUGCACUGAAACUGGAGCUAAUCUGUUCGAUUUAUCUGCAGAAAAUAUUGCAGACAAAUAUCCUGGUAAAGAUGGUCUUAGAAUGUUGAUACACCUAGUUUUUAAAGUUGGACGACUUCUUCAGCCUUCAGUAAUAUUGAUUAACGAUUGUGAAAAAAUGUUUAAAAAGAAACUUCCCAAAACUGAUUUGGCAGAUCCUAAAAGAUUAAAAAAAGAAUUACCUAAAGCAAUGAAGAUUUUAACACCGAAUGAUCGUGUUCUACUUAUUGGUUGUUCAUCAGCACCAUUUGAAGCAGAUAUUCGACCAUUUUGUAAAUUAUAUCAAAAAAUUAUUUUGAUACCAAGACCAGAUUAUGCUUCUAGAAAUAUUAUCUGGAGAACACAAAUUAUACGUCAUGGAGGAAUACUAACAGAUGAACUAGAUAUUACUUCAUUAACAAAAAUAUCUGAUGGUUAUACAUCUGGUCAAAUAGCUCAAGCAUGUAGUCAAGUUAUUACAGAACGGCGUAUUGCUCAGCUAAGUAGGAGAUGUUUAAAAGCUGAAGAAUUUAUUACACCAUUGGCCCAAAUCGAUCCAGUAUUCGCUGAUGAAGAAGAAGCAUAUAAGGGUCGUCGUCGUGUUUUGGGGUCAAUAAAUCUUCAUUUAUACCAGUCUUCCUGUUCUUACUUUCGCGUCGUGGAAAUCGCAGAGGUCCCUCGUUUCGAGUAUAAAUGAUAACCGUUUCCGACAUAACAAUCAGCGACGACCAGAUAUAACAAGUAGCAUUCAAUUGACAAGUUAUAACAAUUUAUCAUUUAACAGAUUCAAAAAUUACGUAUUUUUCAACAAAAAAAAACACUGGUUAUUGAAGUUGAUCAUCAAGAUUAUUGCUUUAAAUGUUCUUUUUACAGACAUGGUAUCGUAAAACACCUCUUGGUAAACAGAAAGCUUCAGCUAUUCAAGCUGAAAGUGAAGCGGCAUCUGGUGGAGCUAAUAAGAAACCCGUUAAAGGUCGAAAGAAAUGAAUUAUUAACCAAAAAUGUGAUUUUCUUUCUUGUUUAUUUGUUUAAGUUAAUGAAAAUUAUGAAAAGAAAAAAACAUGUCACUGAAUUUGUUUGUUUCUGUAAUUUAUCAGAAUAAUUAUUUAACGUUUAUCGACUUUCUGUACGUUGCAUAUGAAUAAAUAUUUCUAUGAAAAGAACAGAUCUCA